Messenger RNA from Oncorhynchus tshawytscha (Chinook salmon), 1286 nucleotides. It is a transcript of the gene cngk, whose product is annotated as cyclic nucleotide-gated channel rod photoreceptor subunit alpha. The coding region runs from base 348 to 1010 and encodes 220 amino acids. Gene Ontology annotation, molecular function: voltage-gated potassium channel activity; protein-containing complex binding. NCBI's taxonomy places the organism in Eukaryota, Metazoa, Chordata, Actinopteri, Salmoniformes, Salmonidae. The record is from RefSeq and is a predicted model, not a curated record. The transcript has 5 exons.
AGUUGUGUAAUACAAUUUCCCACAGUCAAGUUGUUGAUUGGUGUUAUCCCAAGUCUUUUGCCUCUAAUCUAUUUUCUCUUCUCUCGUUUUACAUUGACAGCUUACUUGCCAUACGAAUCAUCAAGUACUUGGUCCAUGCAAUCCUGUUUGUCCACUGUACCGCAGUUUUAUUUCUUUUAUUUGCUUUGCAUGGUGGCUUUAUUUCGUGGGUUGUCAACACAGAAGUGUUUUACCUCCCUGAUAUUUACACCUACUCCGUAUAUUGGACUUUAGCAACUUACACAACAACAGGCUAUGGUGAUAUCCGUGCAGUGACAUACAGAGAAUUGUUAUUCUCCAUUUUGAUAAUGAUUCUUUCCAAGAUGCAAGUCAGUUAUAAUAUGGGACUUCUCUCAUCCACUCAAACAAACAAGCAAUCACUUCAAGUGGCGUAUGAAGAGAAGCUGCAGGCAGUCCAAAACUACAUGAUGGAUGAAAACAUUCCAUCGGCGCUGCAAAAUCGCGUAAUCCGAUUCUACAAUUACCGAUGGACACGCACCAAAGGGAUAGAUUCAGAAGAAUUGUUCAAAGAUACACCUCAUUGUAUGAAAGUUGAAAUUUUCUCAAGAAUAAGCGUGAAUCUACUGAAGAAAAAUCAGCUCUUCACUCACCUCUCAGAAACAUUCCUGCGACACUUGGCAACGAAAAUGUUGCUGGAAAGCUACACCUCUGGGGAAUACAUCAAUAGAAGGGGAGACUCUGGCCGUGGCAUGUUGCUGAUCCUGAUUGGUAAGGUGAAACUUUGCUCAUGGAGAACUGGAAAGGAGGCCAUUGAGUAUCUUACAACUGGAGCCGCAUUGGGAGUUGACUUGCUGCUGAAAUCCAAGUUGUGUAGAUACACUGCCAUUGCUGAUAACUAUGUGGAUAUAUUUUUCCUGUCGAAAGAGCACUUUGAAGAAGUUGGGUCGUAUUACCCAGAUGUCAUGAAUAAACUGCUAAAGAGAGCCUCAAACGUUAUCAACAUGUACUAACUGACUAGGUACCCCCUUUCCCUACUAAGGUAUACAGGCUGGAAAGUUCAAAUGUGAACUCCUUUGUAAUUCUGUUUACAGUUUUUUUUGUGACCAAAGAUGACUUGUUGACUGAAAAUAUAUUGUCUCGGUAAAUAUACUAUUAUAGAAUAUAUAUUUAUAUCCUUUUAAGUAAAUAAUCUAGAUGUAUAGAAAUAAUUGACGAAAUAAAUGUCUCAACUGUUUUAAAUAUGCUUGAACCCAAUGUGAAUAAAGUGUACUUAUUGUUUAACUGGA